AUGGCGCUGGUGAACACUGCGAUUGACGAGAUUGGCAUGACGAGCUUCCAGUGGAAGCUGUUUUGGCUGAAUGGGUUUGGAUAUGCGGUUGACUCGCUUCUAGUUGUCUGCCAGUCUAUUGCCAAUCCGGCAGUCCAGCAGGAAUAUGGACUGCCGAGUGCUCACAUAUCCGGCAUUCCUCUGGCUUCACAGGUUGGUCUCUUGGUGGGAGCUGGCAUCUGGGGUUUCUCUGCCGACAUCAUUGGCCGGAAAUUGGCCUUUAACACGAGUCUGCUCUCUUGCGCCGUGUUUGUGCUCAUUGCAGGCGGCAUGCCAUCAUACAUUUCCUUCUCUGCCAUCGUGGCCAUCUACUCGGCCGGUGCUGGAGGCAACUACAUCCUCGACGCUACGAAUUUCCUCGAGUUCCUCCCCACCAGCUACGCAUGGCUCGUCACCUUCAUGGCCGUCUGGUGGGCUGUUGGAUACACCAUCACGGGUCUCCUGGCAUGGGCUUUCAUGAGCAACUUUAGCUGCGCGCCCGACGCGGCGGUAUGUACUCGAGCGGACAACAUGGGCUGGCGAUACCUUCACUUCACUUGCGGCGCGCUCGUGCUCGUCAUGGCGUUUGCGCGGCUGGCGUUUGUGCGCAUGGUGCAGACGCCGCGGUGGCUCAUUGCGCAGAACCGCGACGAGGAGGUCGUCAAGACGCUCAACGACCUUUCGGCACGGGCAGGGACGUCGCACAGCCUGACGCUGGAGCGAUUGCAGGCCGAGGGCGUGGUUCUGCACACUGAGGAGUCCGUCUGGUCGCCGCUGCGGCUCAAGAACCACUUCAAGGGCCUCUUCCAGACGCGCAGGCUGGCCUGGUCCACGACCGUCAUCCUGGCCAACUGGUUCGUCAUCGGCAUGGUCUCGCCGCUGUACAGCGUCUUCCUGCCCUUCUAUCUGCAGUCCCGGGGCGCCGUCGUUGGCGACAGCUCCAACUAUGCGACGUGGAGGGACUACGCCAUCAACCAGGUUGCCGGGCUUGUCGGGCCCGUGAUUGCGGCGGUGCUGAUUGAGACCAGGUGGUUUGGGCGACGGGGCACGCUUGCUGUGGGCGCGCUGAUCACGAUGGUGUUGCAGUUUGGCUAUACGCAGAUCAAGACGCCGGCGCAGAAUCUGGGUGUUUCGGCGGCCAUUUCGGCGGCAUCAAACAUUUACUAUGGCACGAUAUAUGCGUAUACGCCCGAGAUCUUGCCUUCGGCGCAUCGUGCGACGGGCUAUGGGCUCUGCGUCGUCCUCAACAGAGUCGGCGGCAUUCUGGGCGUUUUGGUGGGAAGCUAUGCGAAUGUAGAGACGACGGCGCCGUUGUUUGUGUGCGCGGCCUUGUUUGGGCUGCUUGUGAUUUUGAGUUUGAUACUUCCCUUUGAGUCGAGGGGAAAGAGAAGCCAGUAA
Trichoderma atroviride IMI 206040 is the source of this 1416-nucleotide messenger RNA. The record is from RefSeq and is a predicted model, not a curated record. Lineage: Eukaryota; Fungi; Ascomycota; Sordariomycetes; Hypocreales; Hypocreaceae.